AUGCCUCAGUGUCUCUCGCCGCAGUUCGAGUCUAAGAGCCCCGCUAUCGUGGAACUGCUAAGCGACGCAGUUGACAAGUGCACAUCAGUCUCGGACCGGUGUUCGGUGGACAGAUUUACCGAGUACGAUGUUCCCUGUGGACUCUUCAGCAAGCUAGACUACGAGUCAGGUCGUCUUCUCUCGGUGAACAAGCAGCCUCUGCUCGAGGGAUGCGAGCAGCCGCAGCGAAAGAGUGAACUAGACGACUUUGUCUAUCUGGAAUUUUUCGUCGACACCAUCAAGCCUGAGUACGCCUCAUUGAAUGCGACCAAUGUCACCACUACGUUCACUAAUUGCGUAAACAAUUUCAAGCUAACAAAUGAAAGCCCAAUUGCUGGUCAGGUAGAAGGUUCCGAGAAAAACUCCUCAUCCAAUGCUAUGUACUCGAAUGCACCUACUCAGGGACAACAACAGCAGCAGCAGCUUCCACCGCCCACUUCACUAGCGACUAGCUCUGAGCAGCAACAGUCCCACUUGCUGAACAGCUUCCGAACCUGUUCAGGGGCUGAUGUAAGCGGCAGUGUCAGUGGUGGCGGAGGUGGCGGCGGCGGCGGUCCUGCUGGCACCGAUGUCAGUCCUGUUGGCAGUGGUGCCAAUCUGCUCAGCGGAAACAAUCUCUCCUUGAAUGGGUCUCACUCUCACUCCUACGUGACCGCCCCCAGUCUCAUCGGCAGUUCGGCAAUCGGGGAGGACCUCUUCAGUCGCAUCAACAAUCCGAGCACUUUUCAGUGUACCAACUUUCAAGCUCCCCACAAGUACCAAUGGCCUUACUACACCUCCUCUGCACCCUCCCCACUAGAGUACACUAACCUCGGCAGUCAGCUCGCCUUUAAGCAUGAGUCUCUGUGCCAAAGUGAAGCCUACAGCGUAAACAUCUCGGAGUCUAUCAAGCCCGAGCCCGGUGAAGGCGCUCUCUCGCCCACGAACAUUGGCGGCAGUCUGGUGGAGGCAGGCCGCAGCGGUGGUGGCCCUCUCACUGCCAACGAGAACAGCGGCAGCGGCGGUGCAGCCAGCGGUAAUGACGGUAAUGAGGGAAGCAACCCCGGUGCCACCGGUGGCGCCUACCAGUCCGCCGCCGACCACCAGGCGACGCUGGCCGAGUACAACCAGGCCACCAGUAAAGGUCACGAGAUACUGAGCCAGGCGUACCAGAACAGUCCAAUUCCCAUUAAGCUGCUGCCCGUCAAGUCGCGCAAGUACCCGAAUCGACCUUCAAAGACGCCCGUUCACGAGCGCCCGUACGCCUGUCCGAUUGAGUCCUGCGACAGACGCUUCUCGCGCAGUGACGAGCUAACCCGCCACAUUCGAAUUCACACCGGACAGAAGCCGUUUCAGUGUCGCAUCUGCAUGCGCUCCUUCUCCCGUUCAGACCACCUUACCACCCACGUCCGUACGCACACUGGCGAGAAGCCCUUUGCUUGUGAUUUGUGCAACAGAAAGUUUGCCCGAUCUGAUGAAAAGAAACGCCACGCCAAAGUGCACAUGAAGCAGAAGAUCAAGCGUGAGCGCACCUCAGGCC
Rhagoletis zephyria (snowberry fruit fly) is the source of this 1558-nucleotide messenger RNA. The record is from RefSeq and is a predicted model, not a curated record. NCBI's taxonomy places the organism in Eukaryota, Metazoa, Arthropoda, Insecta, Diptera, Tephritidae.